AUGGUGACUUCGAGAAUACCAGCCUAUUCUCUCAAUUCGGAGUUCAACAGGGAGUUCAGAAGUUUUCGCAUAACGCGAGCCACACCUCGGUCGACCCUCUAUGCCCCAGCCAUAGUUCCGAUUCACGAGUACCCCAGGGUGAGCGUGCACGAACGAAGAGAGGCCCUUAAAGCCGCGCUAGCUAAAGCCUGGUCUUCAAAAAGCAACGAUAAAAAGAAACAUGACACAUGGACUGCUCCUAGCGAACAAAGCAGGGCCGGCAUAACCGCCGCCGAUUUUAUUACAAAACCUCCGUAUAAAAACGGCGUUAAUAAUGAAGAGGUUUCGCGUGUUGCACUUGUCAGACAUGAAUUUGAAAGCAAAGAAGCAGAACGUGCAGCAUUGAGCAGAAUAGAAAACGUCCAGCCUGCCAGUUUUACUUAUGGCCGAUAUAAUGGAAACGGUGUCGAUAUUAAGGAAACAUUAAAGAAUAACUGUGAUAAAGGAUUGCAUAAGGAUUUAAGUUUUAGCGAUUAUCUAAACAAUGUUCCUAAAUGUAAAACUAGCUUCGAAAGUAAUUUUGUCAAAAAUAGCAAGGACGAACGUUACACUAAACGAAACGGAGACGAUGUCACUAUACGAGAUGAAGACAAUAAUGUAAACGUCGAAUACACAAGUACAAACGGAGAAAUGUACGAUGGUAUGAAAUAUUAUCGAAUCGCGAAAGGUACUGAAUCAGUGCAAUAUAAGAGUUACGGUAAAGCCGAGACCGUUAAGAGUAAAUUGCUCAGCACAGAUGGUCCAAAAAGCGUAACGUCUUGCAACGGCGAGAAAUUAAACGGGUACAGUGGUGCGGAACGACGAAACAGUGCCCAGCGAUCGCUUACUAGCGGCCCCAAAUCCGUUGUAGACCAGCGAUUAGCAGAACGCCUGGAAGUUAAGGUAGCUGAGCUGCCCGCUCUCUACCUCAGCGUUGCCUCUUGGACGCCCAAAUCAGCCGCUUUCCAGAAGAGUAUGCGCGAGCACGAGUGGAGCGUAUCCCUUCCGAUCGCUGAUUUCACAGCUCGGAGCAUUCGUGGAGGCGGCGUAAUGACCGAUCUAAGCGAUCCCAUCAUCGGCGAUCACCGACAUCGCACCGGCGGAGAAGACAUCAUCGCGACGAGUCUUCUCCUCGGUCACCCCCUGAACAGGUUUGUCCGACCGUUGCUAUGUACUUUAUUUAGUGGAUGA
Pieris macdunnoughi is the source of this 1209-nucleotide messenger RNA. NCBI's taxonomy places the organism in Eukaryota, Metazoa, Arthropoda, Insecta, Lepidoptera, Pieridae. The record is from the annotation of a GenBank genome assembly.